AAUUGUCCAUACGCGGAUGUGAACAUGGUAGUGUAGACGCUGUCGAAAACUCAGAUCCAGUUUUCACAUGCGGUGAAUACUGGAUACAAGGACCCCAGUGGACUGUUUAUGAUGACAAGGGGCAGAAGCUCUAUUCUGGUGUUUGCAGUAUUGGGUCAUGCACACCACGGGAUAACCAGUUUCGACUAGAUGAAGUGAAGCUUGAAAAUCGUAAGAUGUACACAUCCAGGCUGACGAUAAAGAACAUCACGAGGAACUCGGCUCGCACAUUAGUUUGCAGUUAUUACUCAUGCGACUUAAGAAUAAUCGGCAUUUCAUAUACGCCCUGCAACACACUUUCUAUCUAGUCCCUCCACUAUACAAGGCUGGCAGCUGCAGUGUAUCUAUUUCAAACUGGAUGGUGACCGGAAGAUGCACAUUAACGCAGAUGUUCUCUUCAGACAACAAGUACACGUGCGGAUGGACAAAUAAUAAUAACAAGAAAGAAUUUGGGAGUUUACAAAUCAUACCCAAGAACUACUCCAAAAGAAACUCAAAGAGUAACAUUGAUGGAGUUUGUUUAUUCACAAAACCAAUGCCUCUUGACGAUGGUAACUACACAUACAGUAUGAAUGUAUCGCUAAACACCAGUGCCUAUUUCGAGGAAACUUUGUACAUUGCUAAGCCGUAUCCUGUAAGACACAACCACAACUGUCCAAAUCAUGUUUUUGAGGGAUCAGAUGUAAGCUGUGAAUGUUAUUCUCACACAACUGGAAGUCCACCUGCACACAUUGAGUGGGACGGAAUUCAUAAUGCAACACUUCUGCUCAAAAGUGUAAGAAGAGAAAUGAACGAAGAACAUUUCACGUGUCGAAUGAUAUGGGGGCCAAAUGGUCUAAUAAAUUAAACCAUUGUUUUCAACCUGAAUGUAACAUCCCACGAAGAGGACAGUGUAACAGUCGAAAACACGGCGACCUAUCAAACCUCCACGGACAUGUCUCUAUCAGAUAACCGUGUUCAAGAAAUUAUUAUCGGUGGCAGUGUAGCAGCUGGCACUCUUGCUGUCGUAGGAGCUUUCAUCUUUCUUUGCAUCAAGCGACGAAACAGUAAGCGGGUUUACUUAAACUAUGCAAAGUCAGAGAAAAUAACAUUAUGAUUAUUGUAUUGAAAUACUGUAUACUGUACACACAUUCGCUUUAAUAAUAAGUAAAUAAAAAAGGUUUCUUCAAAUAACCACAGAGUAGGCAAGGAUAAGAGGGUUAUUUAUUAAUUUUGUUUUCAAUUUUUCAAUUCGUCACGUCUUCUCCUACUUGUCAUCAGCGUUUGUUUGUUUGCUUUUUUUGUUGUUGUUGUUGGUUUUUUUGGUUGUUGUUUUAAUUUUUAAAUUAGAAGUUUAUGUAUGUAUUGUGUUCCUGUGUGGAGUCUUAAUAUCGAGGUUAGAUUAGUGUAUGUCUCGGGUUGAGCUCAAGUUUGGUGAGUGUUUUCGUACACGUGUGCGAAAUUAUCUAUUGGCGCUAGGUGGAGCUCGGCCUCUCGUCACUUCAAUUAAAUUAGAGACGUAGUUUGGUUAUCUUCCGAGAGUAAAAGUGAUGAUUUAGAUUCUUGCGAUUUUUCAGUUUAAAAGCUAAAGCUAUUUACUUGACGAAAAGGUCGUUCUUACUUCUUUUGAAGAUUUGGAUAAUCGUUUCGAUAUUUUGAAAAUUGUUAAAUUAGUUAACAAAUCCGUCGCCCGUUCCGCUUUUCCUACUGCAUAUACUUUUGGAGUACCGAAAUAAGGUGAGUGCAUUUUUGUUUUGACCUACUACAAUUCACUGUUCUUUUUAAUUCUAACCGGCUACAAGUAAAAAAUAUUAUUAGUGCGUUUGCUUAAUGGUUAGAUCAUGCGACAUAAACUCAUACACAACAUAGAUCCUUCUCUUAUGACUUAACAGUAAGUAUACAGUCAGUUUCAGUAUCCGAGUCUCAUAUUUCUGGAUUGAACUAAUCACGGAUCAAAAAUAUUCAUUAAGAAAACCCAGAAAGCAAAACUUGAAUGUUCUGUACCAUGCCAACACUACACCAUGUAAGGUAAGAUAUACGAGUACAGGCAGCUUGGUAUUUAAGAACCAACUAUACGCCCAUGCAAACAACGAGGAAGGAGUGUGUGUGUGUGCAACUGUGGCUGAACGAAAAGUUGCAUUUAAGGAAAGAAAAAAAGAAGGUGUCUAAAAAGUGGUAAAAUGUAUUUCGUUUUAAAUAACUUACUAUGCACAGAGUCGUGUUUGGAAAUAAUGAAAGUGAGUCACAUCCUGUUCAUGGUUUUAGGCCUCAAUGCUAACCUAGCAGAUAGUCGAAUAUACACAAUUUAAAGAGAAAGCUAUUAAGAACCCUCGAAUGGCGUGCGUCACUUAGUCAUGUCGGCAUAUUUUACUAAACCUCUUACUGGUAUAUGAACAUACUGAGAGGAAACCAGCGGUUCAAGUGUGGUUUUUUUCUGUUCUUUUAAGUUACUGAACUAUGUUUCAUCUCCCGACUAAUUAUUUUUGGUCAGUCGGAAAUUAAUGUAACUGAUAAGAACCCAUAAAAGUCUUAUCACAAAGGCGUAAGUAACUUGUAAUGUGUAUGAACAUUUGUUAUAUGAAGACGUGUUGCAGUUAUAAAGGGAGACAACUAUAAUCAGAGAAACAGGACUCAUUAUCUACUGAUGUACUUCUGCUGCUACAACUUACAGUUGGGUUGUGCGAAUAACAUCAGUUAUAUCAAGGUAACACAUUGAUGAUUGUGCCAAACUAUUGUGCACACAUUUAUAGUAUCUGCCCCUGCUUUUAAAGAAAAGACAAAGUCUCUGAACUGCCAUUGAUAUAAUGAAGGUCUCUAAAUAGAAAUAAUUGCAAUGUUGUCUUCAAUUUUCAGACUAAGAUAAAGACUGUUGUUUGUUCAAAUGUGAUUUUUGCUGUUUCCCUACACACAUCAUUUUGUGAGGAUAUGUCUCACAUAUGCACACAUAUUUUAUUUUGUACAAAUAAACAUUUUUUGGCUUCAUACAUGCAUUGAGGAAGUCGCACUAGUGAUUCUUAUCACCCAGUGAUACAUGGUUUGUAUUAGGCAGAAUAAAACGCUUCAUAAAAAGAUAUAAACAUGUAAAAAUUGUGUUAAUAUAUAAUGAUAUUAUUAUCUAUAAUUAUCAUUUCGUCUUUUGUACUUCGAUCGUUUCCUUGAUAUUUAAAAUUGUAGUUUAUUCGUUUGUCACUAUUUUUGGUAGCAUUUAUACACUUUUUAUUUUACUUUUUGGUAAGUGACUUAAAAGUGCAAGAGAUGUAUUUACGUUUAAUGUUUAUUUUAAUUACUUUUUUAAUGCAUAAUAACUAAAUAAACUGUAAUGUAUACAUUCAUAUGAAAGCACAGUCAGAAUACAUCAGAGUAACUAAUGUUGGCCUUGGUAGAAGCAAGUUUAUGUGUAACAAAAGAUACUAUAUGAGCAUCCCAUUUGAUCCUCUACAUGCUAUCUCGACAGUGACAGCACUGCCUGCACUUGUGCAUGAGCAUUAUAAGGUAUUUAAUCAGUUCCGGAAUAUCACACACGCCUCUAGAUGGCAAUGAGAGAUUGAACAAGGAUGUAACAAGUUUUGAAGUAAGUAAUGUACAGUUGUCUUUCUGCCCGGCACUCUGCAGGCAAACUAAUCUUUGACUGUAUGUAAUAAGAUAUUUGAUGUCGCUUUGUUAUGUGUUAUUCCUGUGUGUAAUUUUAUGAGAUUUUUGUUAAGUUUCUUCUUAUAAACCAAUGGAAGUGAUGGCUGUUUGUGGAAGUUGGAUACUCUGUGUUGGUGCACUGCUUGGUUUACCGGUUUGUACAGGUCUCUACAUCCAUGAUUGUCCAUCUGGUGUUAGAGAUGUAACGGAAGACACUGAGGUUAGCUUUACCUGCGGUCAGUACACUCACCAGGUAGAAUGGUCUUCUUUUGAUGGCAGUGACUACUGGACGAUGAAGGACAUCGGUCUUUGCAGUGGCAAUGUUUGUACAUCCCUGAAUGGCUCCAUAUUUUUCUUACAAGUGAAAGCGAUUUCAGGAAAGAAAUAUGAGAGCACGCUGUGCAUCAGGAAUCUCACAAGACAUCAAGAUUUUUCUCUUCGCUGCAGUGAGGGGAACAUAGUAGCCACGUGCAAACUGCAAGUUGUAGUGCCUGUCAGCAUCGUUCCCAAGACAUGCCAAGUACAGCUGUCGGGAUGGAAGGUGUAUGGAGUGUGUACAAUUCAGUGGCUGGAUACAAAAAAAGACAUCCCGAAUUGUUUGUGGCGCGUCAGCCAUCAGUCUUCUUACCAGACUACAACAGAUGACUUAAAGGGAUUACUCAGCUCUUCGAGUUUUGUUACUGUCGAUUCUGUUCGUUACAAGAGAAGAAAUUGUUCUUUUGAGCAGGACAUGCCAGUCAUUUCGGGAGAUUAUAGCUACAGCAUAAGAGUGUCAUCACAUUCAGAUGAUCAGUUUUCAGAAUCUCUUCAUAUAGUGCGUCCAGGGCAAUCUACGCACAAUUGUACCUUUGCUGUUUAUGAGGGAUCCAGUAUGACAUGUAAGUGCAGGUCCUCUUAUGUAGGAAGUCAACCAGCAGAGUUUCUGUGGGACGAAGUGAAUAACGACACGUUACACCUUCAAAAUAUUCAGCGACAAGAGAGUGACAACACGUAUACAUGUCGGUUACGAUGGGGAACAAUGAGGCAUACAAUUGUUUACAAGUUAAAAGUAAUAACUCCUAUCAGCAUCAAUACUAACAGCUGCAGUGUACAGCUGUCAGGGUGGAUUGUGUCCGGAGUGUGUACAGUUCAGUGGCUAUCAUCAAUAAAGAAACGCUCGUGCAACUGGAUCCUAAAAACCGAGGAAAAAGAAGAAGAGAUACCUGGAGUGCAAAGUAUUGCAGGUUAUAAACCAACUGAAUCUUUCGUUUAUAUAAACUGUUCUUUUGUGCGUCAAGUGCCUGUCAUCACAGGAAAUUAUACCUAUAGCAUUGAUGUAUCUUCACACCCAGCAGACCAGUUCUCAAAGUCUCUUUAUAUAGAGAAACCAGACGAACCUCAGCACAACUGUUCAAAGAUGCUCCUUGAAGGAUCCAAUAUGAUCUGCACAUGCUUUACAUCGAAUCUUGGAAAUCCACCUGCACAGAUUGGAUGGGCUGAAUCUAGCAAGGAACAUUUUGUUAUUGAAGGUAUAAAUCGAGAAAGAAACGGUACCGUCACAACAUGUAGUCUGACAUGGGGAUCAGUCAACUAUACAACUCCAUACACAAUUCUCGUUGCUUUUGGGCCCACGGUAACUUACAUCAGCAGCAGCGAAGAAACAUCUGGCAAUGAGACCAAGACUGUGUUAGUGUGCACAGCCAGUGAUGUUUACCCUUCUGCCCUAUUUCGGUGGAACAUCGUGUGUGAAAACGAGACUCACAACGAAACCACUAACAGGUGCACGCUCCCUACAUCACCUGUAGCAGACCAGAUGACAAUCGAGUGCACGGCAAGCAACCAGAUCUUUCCACAAGUGUCAUCUACAAGUAUCUAUGUCCUCAAACCUACACAUAAUCCUUAUCAUGGAGGAGUAAUAGCUGGCAGUGUUGUGGCUGUGCUUCUUCUUGUUGUCAUUGUAGCAGUUAUCAUUCUUUUUAUCAAACGACGAAAAGCCAUGAACAAACCCGAGACACAGACCCCCACUGUCCGCUUUGCUUCCCCAUCUGGAGACAUCUACACCAUUGCAGGCACAACGACUGGUGACCACAGGGAAGAUGAGUAUGUCACAGUUCGUGAUACGACUUGCUCAAACAGCAUUCUUCAACCACAGAGUCCCGUUGUACGCUUUGCAGCGCCAUCUGGAGACCUGUACAGCAUCGCUGGCCCAGCGACUGCAAGAGAAGUUAACCAAGCAACAGAACGUAUGCAACACAAACUACCUUGUCAUCAGACUAAAAAUACCACUUACCACAACAAUCAAGGGACGGAAUCAAAAAAGAUGCCCAUAAAGCCCAAGCCAACAAGAUUGGGUGAAAAGAGUCGUCAUCUCUGGUCAAGUAAAGCAGAAUUCGAUAACAAACUCGAGACACAGAGACCAGCUGCACACUUUGCUGCGCCAUCAGGAGACCUGUACGCCAUCGCUGGCCCAGCGACUGCAGGAGGAGAUAAGCCUGUGACUGAAGCAACAAGCAACACAUCGUAUGCACCAAAGAGUAGCAACGGUCAUAAGGCUAACAUGACAAAAAAAGGAAUGGAUUCAAAAAAGAUGGCAAUCAAGCCAAAGCCAACAAGAUUCGGCAAACAGAGUCGUCAAGGUGUGCCAGUCACUGGAUACAUGAAUGUCACUGAAGUGCCGACGGAUUCUGGACUGGGUGUGCAUCAUGUUGCUCCAUGGGCUGCUAAGUCUGAAACAGGGAGCUCUGAUGCAAGGCAGGUACUGGAUACAUCAAACAUUUCUGAGGACGAAUACAAUGUUCUGCGGUUCCAAGAGGAUCACACUGGACAAGAAGACCAUCACCUUACCUAUAGUCACCUCAACAUCAAAUAAGCGAAUUCAGAUUGCUUUUGGAAAAUGAAUUUUAAAUGUCUUGUACUUGCUAUUAUAUAUUAAAAACGUGUCAUGUAAAACUCUGGAAAAGAUGUUUUUUGGGUGAAUUCUAAAAGAUCCCUUCUUCUAACAACUAAACACUAUUAGUAAACAGUUGAGUCUUACAUUAUUACAUCAUUGUUUUUGUAGCUUCUACUUUCGAGCUGUAUAAGGGAGACAAUCUUAUUAUGAUUCGUUAAUGCAGUGGUGAUGAGAAAUAUGAUGCUCAGUUUUAGGUAAGGGAUACAGAAAGUGUUCCAAAAGAAAUUAUUUUCAAAUAAAAAAAAACAUUGUAUUUGCAGUAUGUGUGUUGCGUGAGUGUGUUUUUCUUGACAUGUCCAAGUUUUAUUAAUAACAUAUAUAUAUAUAUACAUACAAAAUCAUUACUGUAUAAAAUUUGAAUAGAUAUAAUUUUAAAUAUGUGUCUAUAUGUGUAUAUAUAUGUGUAUGUG
This is a messenger RNA of Pomacea canaliculata, 6987 nucleotides long. RefSeq lists its product as uncharacterized. The record is from RefSeq and is a predicted model, not a curated record. The transcript is spliced from 20 exons. Bases 3740 to 6496 code for a protein of 918 amino acids. NCBI's taxonomy places the organism in Eukaryota, Metazoa, Mollusca, Gastropoda, Architaenioglossa, Ampullariidae.